AUGAGUUCAGUGAAUCAUUCUAAAGUUAAACAACUUCAAGAAAUGUUCCCGAAUCGUUCAAUCGAAACUAUUAGACGUGUUUUACUAGAUCAAAAUAAUUACGUUCCAAAUGCAAUUAACAUUUUAUUAGAACUUAAGCCAGAUAAGAAAACAAAGCAAACUGAAGAUGAUCAACCACGAAAUAUACUUCCAAAAGGUUUCCUCUGUUGGCCUUAA
Molecule: messenger RNA, 216 nt
Organism: Trichomonas vaginalis G3
Lineage: Eukaryota; Parabasalia; Trichomonadida; Trichomonadidae
Product: CUE domain family
Exons: 1
Coding region: 1-216 (71 amino acids)
Molecular function (GO): ubiquitin binding
Source: RefSeq, a predicted model, not a curated record